GUGCCUUGCCGGCCCCUUGGAAGCCUGAAGAGCUUGGCUUUCCCUCGCCUUGCCAGCGCGGAUCCGCAUUUCUACUUGGACCGUCGCAUUUCCUGCCCCGACACCUAUCAGAAGCCAAACUUGAGAGUAAAGUGCUGGGGCCGCACAUCCGCCAAGUGCAAGGAGUGGACAGCAUGGCUUUAGAGGCUCUUCCAAUCUUCCAUUCCUCCACGCUGCAGAUCCUAGAGGAGGCGCACAGCGCCUAUAACCACACGGUUUUCUUAGUCCCCAACUGGUACUUUGGAAAUCGCUAUGUGGACCGGCUGGGAUCUGAUGAGCUUUUCCUCGACUUGCCUCUGGAGGCCUACAACGUGGUGAGGGAGAACGUGAAUGCGGAACACAAUGAGGUAAUGGUGAGUCAUGGCCUUUCCUGUUUGGAGUACUUGGCUGUCCACCUUCCGCGGCUGAAAUUUAUCUUCUGGUGCAUCGCGCGACGGACGUUGAUCCCUAACCGAACCUCCACCGUUCCUUUGGAAGGUCAGUAUUUGCAGGUCACGUCAAGAUUUCGCGACAAUACGCUGGAUGUGCUGCAGUACAGCGAUUUGGACACCUUCACACGUCGUCAUAUGAAG
Molecule: messenger RNA, 611 nt
Organism: Symbiodinium pilosum
Lineage: Eukaryota; Dinophyceae; Suessiales; Symbiodiniaceae
Source: the annotation of a GenBank genome assembly